Messenger RNA from Myiozetetes cayanensis, 942 nucleotides. It is a transcript of the gene ASB12, whose product is annotated as ankyrin repeat and SOCS box containing 12. Gene Ontology annotation, molecular function: protein binding. The transcript has 2 exons. The record is from RefSeq and is a predicted model, not a curated record. Lineage: Eukaryota; Metazoa; Chordata; Aves; Passeriformes; Tyrannidae. Bases 16 to 942 code for a protein of 308 amino acids. Gene Ontology annotation, cellular component: nucleus; cytoplasm.
GACACCCCCCCGAAAAUGAGCCUGAUGGACAUCAACAAGAUGUUCUCCAUGCUGCAGCCCCGGGAGGACGAGCAGGAGGACGGCGGGGAGAGCGAGGAGCUGAUCCGGGCGGUGUCUGAGGACGACUGUGAGACGCUGGGCUGGCUGCUGUCCCAGGACAGGUACAGGCGGCUCAUCAACCGCCGGAGCGGCUGGGGGGUCCCCAGCACCCCCCUGCGCGUGGCGGCCGCGCGGGGCUGCGCGCGGAGCCUGCGGCUGCUGCUGGCCCACGGCGCCGAGGUGGACGGGCUGGACGUGAAGGCCCAGACCCCGCUGUUUGUGGCCGUCAGCAACGGCCAUGGCGAGUGCGUGGAGGCCCUGCUGGAGGCCGGGGCCAGUCCCGCGGGCAGCAUCUACAACAACUGCUCCCCGCUGCUCCUCGCGGCCAGGGACGGGCGCGUGGACAUCCUGCGGCAGCUGCUGCAGCGCGGAGCCGAGCCCAACGUGCAGGCCAGGCUGCCCUCCUGGGCGGCCAACUCGGUGUCCUGCUCUGGCCCCCUGUACCUGGCGGCCGCCUACGGCCACCUGGAGUGCUUCAGGCUGCUGCUCCUGCACGGCGCCGACCCCGACUACAACUGCAUGGACCAGGCGGUCAUCGCCCAGAUCAAGGAGCCCAAGACCCUGCUGGAGACGUGCCUGAGGCACGGCUGCCACAGCCAGUUCAUCAGGCUGCUCAUUGACUUUGGAGCCAACGUGUACCUGCCCAACGUGCCCGUGGACGGGCGAGCGCCGCGCAGUGAGGGGCUGGAGCUGCUGCUGCAGGCCAGAGCUCAUCCCAAGUCCCUGCUGUCCCAGUCCCGCCUGGCCAUGAGGCGAAUCCUGAAGGAGCCUGGCCACCUGCCCACCCUCAGACAGCUGGAGAUCCCCACAGUCCUGGCCAACUACCUGCAGCACCAGCCGUGA